Molecule: messenger RNA, 774 nt
Organism: Sycon ciliatum
Lineage: Eukaryota; Metazoa; Porifera; Calcarea; Leucosolenida; Sycettidae
Exons: 1
Coding region: 1-774 (257 amino acids)
Molecular function (GO): protein dimerization activity
Source: RefSeq, a predicted model, not a curated record
AUGUCAGCAGCAGAAGCUCAGCAUGUGGCGUCUUUAACUGUGAAGACCUUGCAAGACAUGAGGUCUGAUCAAUCGUGGUCCAGCUUCUAUGCUCUCGUUACUGCACUGCAGGGAAAGCUGGAUGUUGAUGAGCCUGUACUUCCCCGUCGACGGAAGGUGCCCCGAAGGUUUGAGGAUGGCCAAGCUGCAGGUACACAUCCUGAGCGUGCUGAAGAUCUAUAUCGUGUGGCGUACUUUGAGGCUCUGGAUCUUGCUGUGUCCAGUAUUCAGGAGAGGUUUGAUCAGCCGGGGUAUGCAAUGUACCGCAACCUCGAAGAGCUACUGCUUCAAGCUCUACGUGAUGACGACCACACAGCAGCAAUGCAGCAAGUGACAGGUCUCUACCACGAGCUGGAUGCAGGUGCUCUUACAGUUCAGCUCAAGGCCCUGGCAAGUCACUUUGCAAGCAUCUCAUCGGAAGGUACAAGCCUGAAGGACUGCAUCCAUUACUUACGCAGUUUGUCGGCAGAUGCUCGGAAGUUCUACAGUGAAGUUGUCUGUGUUGUCCAGCUACUACUCGUUAUGCCUGCUACAAAUGCAGUGAGUGAGCGUUCCUUCUCAACAAUGCGUCGCAUCAAGACGUACUUGAGGAGUACUAUGCGGCAAGAUCGAUUGAACUACACCAUGGUGAUGUCGAUCUACAAGGAGCUAGUAGACCAGCUGGAUCUUGUUGCUGUUUCCAAUGAGUUUGUCAGCAAGAAUGAGCACCGCAGCAGAUUCUUUGGAAAGUUCUGA